Molecule: messenger RNA, 573 nt
Organism: Coffea eugenioides
Lineage: Eukaryota; Viridiplantae; Streptophyta; Magnoliopsida; Gentianales; Rubiaceae
Exons: 1
Coding region: 1-573 (190 amino acids)
Source: RefSeq, a predicted model, not a curated record
AUGUCUCCGUUGCUGAAAUGCCCUAUUCAAAAUCGUGAAGAAAAUGAGGGUACGCAUCCAAAGAAGUUGAACCCUAAGCAACCAACUACUAGUGGGAAUAGGUCAAAAGUCUCUGCUAGGGUUUUUUCUUUGGACCAUCAGCGAGCCCCUGAGUUAUCUGAUAUAGUGGAAGGUACGAUUCCUGUAUUCCACCGUUUAGCUAAGCUUCUUAUUGACCCUGGGGCAACCCAUUCUUUUGUGAAUCCUGCCUUUAUGUGUGGUAUUGAUGUGAAUCCUGUUAAAUUACCUUAUGUCUUGGAAGUUAGAACACCUACUAGGGAUCAAAGGCUAAUUACCGAUAUGGUUUAUAAAAAUUGUGAGAUUUGGGUAGGAGAACGGAAGUUGGUGGUAGACUUGAUAAGUUUAGAUCUCAAGGGGUAUGGCGUGAUAUUAGACAUGGAUUGGUUGGCUCACUAUAAUACUCAGUUGAAUUGCAAGACUAAGGUGGUGGAAUUCUCUAUACCAAGAGAGGCGACUCUAAGAUUAGAUGUGCGAGGUAGAUUAGUCUCGUCUGCACUUAUUUCCGGAAUUUGA